AUGGCUUCUGUUGCCGUUCAGGAGUCGCCCAAUGCGGGCAGGGUGGUCACUACGAACGACCAACAUCAUCCUCUUGACCCUCUGGAAGCGCAAAUUUUCUGCAAAGCAGUUGGCAUGAAUCCUAAUGCCACGCAUGAAUUUGAAAUCCCUGACAUAAAUUUCUUGCAGGAGAUAGCAAGGCUUCCUGUCAAUUUCACAAAAAUCCCAAAUGGAACGGAUGUGCGAUUGAUGCGACGUUGGAUUGAUGAGGUUUUCCUGCGAGGGCCCCUUGCAGAAUACAGGGCUAGAAUCAAUAUCAAACGCCGACGGCCCAUAACAAAAGUCGAUGUACAAGAUGUCUCAGUACUCUGUUCGGGCACUAGCCGAGAGAGUUUCGGCAUACGCGUGUACAAUCCUCGUCUUGUAGAAAGGGAAUCAAAGAUACAUUCAAGGCCUGCCGUCUUGAUGUUCCACGGGGGCGGUUGGAUUCACGGGAAUCCCUUGGGCGAUGAAAACAUUUCGACGAUAUUCGCGUCCGAACUCUGUGCCGUGGUGUUCAGCGUCGACUACAGACUGGCCCCGGAAUAUCCUUUUCCAGCUCCCUUGGAUGAUUGCUGUCAGGCGUUAGAAUGGGUGAUUCAAAAGGCGCCAGAUUACGGGAUCGACACUGACCGAAUAGCUCUGUGGGGCGCUUCGGCGGGAGGAAACCUUGCGGCUGCUGUUGCUCUAAAACUGUCACAAACGCGGCCCUUGACAGAAGAUCGUCCCUUGCGAUUGGUGAGCCUCGUUGUACCUGUUACUGCCCAUCCGAAAGCACAAGCGCUGUUUGAGGAACAACGGGUCGUUAAGAAGAGCCAGAGCGAGGAAGCCAUUACUGAACUGUAUACCGCGAACUCGUCCGAUAUCUGUCAUCCUCUCAUUUCUCCUCUAAUGGCGCAUCCCAAUCCGCAGCACCCCGCGACACAUAUUACUGUUGCCGCGUGCGACUACCUGAUGGCCCAAGGCCUCGCAUACGCACAACUUCUCCGAUCGUUUGGUGUUGAAGUCACCGAAGAUAUUCUCCCUGGUGUACCGCACGGGUUUACCUUUGCGGUGAAUGCAGAGGUCACAAAGGCAUGGCUAGAAAGGCAGGUGGAUCUGUUCGCCGCAGUGUUCGAGAGUCGUUCUGCGUGA
Molecule: messenger RNA, 1152 nt
Organism: Rhinocladiella mackenziei CBS 650.93
Lineage: Eukaryota; Fungi; Ascomycota; Eurotiomycetes; Chaetothyriales; Herpotrichiellaceae
Exons: 5
Coding region: 1-1152 (383 amino acids)
Molecular function (GO): hydrolase activity
Source: RefSeq, a predicted model, not a curated record